Molecule: messenger RNA, 1128 nt
Organism: Cladocopium goreaui
Lineage: Eukaryota; Dinophyceae; Suessiales; Symbiodiniaceae
Source: the annotation of a GenBank genome assembly
AGAUGGAUAGCGACCGGCCAUGGCCUUUCGAAGUCCACCAGCUUUCACAGCGGACGCUGGUCAUCAUUGAAUCGGAUCGUUUCGGUGAGCUUCCGCAUAUCUAUGCGGUGUUGGGCCCUAAGAAGGCUAUCAUCAUUGACACUGGCUGCAACACGGCUUCACUCCGCGACUUUCUGGAGACAUUGUCUUGCUUGGAGGGUAAAGAGUUUCAAGUUGUCAAUACUCACAUUCACUACGACCACAUCAUGGGCAACUACGGUUUUUCCAUGGCUUCACAGCGGAGAUGCAGAGGCAUUUGCCAAGGUUCCAGAUCGCGGGCCUUCAGCGAGAAUUGGAAGGCCAACUCAUUGCAAGACAUGGUGGGCGCCUCUAUCUUGGACUUUGCAGUGACAGAUUGGCUCGAUGAAGGUGCCAGGAUAUAUUUGAACGAUGAUGAACCGACGGAUGAGGAGUCACUGGAGAUUUUGCACACUCCCGGGCACACACCAGAUUCGAUCUCCUUGUACUUGCCAGCAGAGAAUCGUCUGUUCUCAGGCGACCUCAUUUAUCCAGGAAGUCUAUUUCUUUACCUGCCUGGGAGUUCUUUGGAAGACUUCCGCGAAAGUCUUCACAAGUUGAGGGCCUUCAUUGCCAGCAAACCUGAAGGCUGCGGCUACUUCGGUCAGUUUGCUAUGGCCAUGCAAGCAGAUCCAAAUUUGCUGAGUCGCUUCAAUGCUGGGUUCAGUGGUUGUCCAAUGGAUCAAGUGAACCGCAGAAAGGGACUUAGAAUAUCCUGAAUACAUACUGUGAAGCUUUACAGUUUCCACAUGUUCCUCGAUCUUUGACAUCACAGUGUCUUAACAGUUGAAGCAGAGAAGAAUCCGAAAACAUGUUCAUUUCCUGUUUUUUGUCAUUAAUUCAUCGACUGGAGCCUUCAAUCCCAAGGCCUGUUGCUGAGCUGCGGACACAUUGAUCCGGAGCUUCCUGCAAAGGCCUUGGAGGUGCUGCGCAAGGUCGACCUACCAGAAAUAACCUCACCAGCUUCAGUACCAGGCACUUCACCCUCAUGUGUAGAUCAGAGGAUGUCAGCCAUUGAGCUCCGUUGAAGUGUCUCUUUAGUGAUGUACAGCGAGCCGCCUGUCAAAAAAA